Messenger RNA from Ziziphus jujuba (common jujube), 1140 nucleotides. Its product is annotated as putative F-box protein At4g17565. The coding region runs from base 1 to 1140 and encodes 379 amino acids. Lineage: Eukaryota; Viridiplantae; Streptophyta; Magnoliopsida; Rosales; Rhamnaceae. The transcript has a single exon. Gene Ontology annotation, molecular function: protein binding. The record is from RefSeq and is a predicted model, not a curated record.
AUGGAGCAUAGAGACAUUCGCUUGCUCUCCUCGCACUCUUCUCCAUGGAAUAAUCUGCCAAAGGAACUCUUGGCGAUGAUCUUGAAAAGACUUGCUUUUGUUGAUAUAGUUUCAGUGAAAUCCAUUUGUUCUAAUUGGAAUAUAGCUGUGCGAUCAUAUAUUUACACCCCAUCUCCCCAAACUCCAUGCCUAAUGUUUCAUAAAGGUUGGUCAACCAAAGAUUUUGAGAGCCCCACCUUCUUCACCCUUGCAGAGAAUAAGUUUUACCAUAUCACCAACGGCCAUCCAUACAACUACUAUCGUUAUGAGGUUGUGGGAUUGUUGUAUGGAUGGUUGGUGAUUUUCACCGUACCAGGAUACCCAUAUAUUAUCAAUCCAUUUACAUCAUCAUGUAUAAUCCAACUUCCGAAGCUAAUCAAGUCCGAGGACAAAAAGAAGCGACAGCUUCUUUCAAUUUCUAAAGCCAUAAUUCCAUCUUAUUUCUAUAGUAGCAGCUUCUGGGUUGCAGUGAUAUAUGGUCCACAUCGGAAACGUCUUGGAUUCUUAAAGCAUUCACACAAAACAUGGACUCACUUAGGUGGUGCAUCUGAAGUCUACAUCGACAUAAUAUUCUACAAUGGUAUGCUUUAUGCAUUACGCAAUGGAGGGGCAAUUGAAGUUUGGGAUUUUCUUAGUCCUUCUCCCAAGAAAGUUAUGGAUCUUGAAGUUGCUUUAGCUCUACCUCAAUUGGUUACAUAUACAAAAGCUUUUUUGGUGGAAUCGAUGGGAAAGCUUUUGUUUGUUUUACGAUUGACAGGAGGUGAAUCACCAAAUUUAAUUGAUCAAUUUUUUGUCUAUCAGCUGGAUUGUGGUGGAGAAAGAUGGAUAACUGUGGAAACUUUAUCCAAUCAAGCUUUUUUUGCGAGUAAACACCAAUGUGUUUCAAUAUAUGCUCAGGACUUACCACAAGUGGAGGAAAAUUCCAUUUACUUUUUGACCACGGAUUACACUACUUUUGGAAUUUGCAACUUAAAAGAAAGAAGGAUGAUCAACAACACUUGUGCCAUCAACAACCGUGAGAAGCCUACUAGAGCACCGUUUUGGUUUAUCCCUAAUCCACAUUGGAUGGCAAACAAUGUAGGUCAGCUUCCUAUUAGGUAA